Uranotaenia lowii is the source of this 2279-nucleotide messenger RNA. It is a transcript of the gene Cyp49a1, whose product is annotated as probable cytochrome P450 49a1. Gene Ontology annotation, molecular function: oxidoreductase activity, acting on paired donors, with incorporation or reduction of molecular oxygen; heme binding; monooxygenase activity. Bases 485 to 2110 code for a protein of 541 amino acids. The record is from RefSeq and is a predicted model, not a curated record. The transcript has 12 exons. Lineage: Eukaryota; Metazoa; Arthropoda; Insecta; Diptera; Culicidae.
CAGCUAAUGGGCUUUGGUUGAGGUUGAGGGACUAAGCCAACCGCGCAUUCGUUCGUUAGUAGUCUGUCAGUCGUUUGUUGCCAAGACAGCCAUGCGGUCAUAGAAGAAGCGUGAUCGCAGUUUUCCAUACGGUGCUAGCUCAAGUGUUGCAUAAAACAGUGAGUGUGGCGAAAGCAAAAAAUUUCAGUACCAUUUUUCCUUAAGUUUUUUACAACAACAAAAUCUGAAUGAUUGAAAAAAGAUGAAUGAAAGCGUGUUCAACACAGUGUACUUAAUAGUGAUAUAAAUCCCGAAAAGUGUGAACGAGUUAAUUACCUUUGGAUCCAAUACUUGAAUAAAUCUGUGAAAACAAGGAAUCUUGUGUUCUGAUCAAACCACUUCUAAAAAGCAAUCUACCUGGACGAACCUGCUUCGCACUCAAAAUUGUGAAUCGAAGCUGCUUUGUUUGAAUUAAAGGAAGUUAUUAAAUUAAGAUUCACACAAUAUGGUAGGACAACGAAUCGCAAACUCUUUGGUGAAGAGAUCCGCAUUUUCAUCGGCAAUCAAUGUGCUACCGAACGAAGUGGCCACGGCCGGUGCCUCGGCGGCGGCGACAGUCACAGAUUCACACGCAACCGUACACGGCGGCCAUGUUAGGCCAUACUCGGAAGUGCCAGGACCAAAGGAAUUACCAUUGAUCGGGAACAGCUGGCGCUUUGCUCCGCUCAUAGGCCAGUACCGAAUCGAGGACUUGGACAAGGUGAUGUGUGACCUGCACCGGCACUUUGGCAAGAUUGCCAAGGUCGGUGGCUUGAUAGGGCAUCCUGAUUUGCUCUUCGUGUUCGAUGCCGAUUUGAUACGAGACACUUUCAAGAAGGAGGAAGUUCAGCCACAUCGACCUGCCAUGCCGUCGUUGCGCAACUACAAGUCUAAGCUGAGGAAAGAUUUUUUCGGCGACAACAUGGGCCUUAUUGGAGUACACGGUGAAAAAUGGGAUGCAUUUCGCGCUCAGGUACAGCAGGUGAUGCUGCAGCCAUCAACGGCAAAAAAGUAUAUUGCACCUUUGGAUGAAAUUUCUACCGAUUUUAUGGCCAGAAUCCACGAAAUGCGAGACGAGAACAAUGAACUGCCGGGCGACUUUCUCCAUGAGCUCUACAAGUGGGCGCUCGAGUCGAUUGGGCGUGUUGCACUGGACACCCGGCUUGGCUGUGUUUCCAAAACGGGCAACGAGGAAUCGAAGCGAAUCAUCGACUCAAUCAACGCCUUCUUCUGGACCGUUGCCGAGGUUGAGCUAAGGAUGCCCAUCUGGCGGAUAUACCAGACCAGUGCCUACAAAAAGUACAUUGGUGCGUUGGACACAUUCCGAGACCUUUGUAUGCGGCACAUCAAUAUCGCGAUGGAAAAGAUGAACAGCAGCACUCAGGUGAAAAGCGAAGAGCAUAUAUCGAUAGUGGAACGAAUUCUUCAGAAAACCAACAACCCUAAAAUUGCAGCAGUAUUAGCGUUGGAUUUAAUCAUGGUUGGAGUCGAUACGACCUCAGUCGCGGCCACUUCCACCAUCUACCAGUUGAGUCAGAAUCCGGACAAGCAGGAAAUUUUAUUUAACGAAAUUAAGCGCAGUCUGCCGACUCCGGACACGAGGUUCACCAUUUCGAUGCUCGAAACUAUGCCAUAUCUGCGGGCAUGCAUCAAAGAGACGUUAAGAAUGUAUCCUGUUGUGAUCGGCAAUGGACGGAGCCUCCAGUCGGAUGCCAUCAUCGGGGGAUACCACAUUCCCAAAGGAACCCAUGUCAUCUUUCCACAUUUGGUCGUGUCUAACCUUGAGGAGUACUUCCCGGAACCGGACAGGUUCCUGCCAGAGCGAUGGCUCAAGAGAGGAGAGCUGAAGGAACACGCUGGCUGCCCACACGCCGGCCAAAAGAUCCAUCCCUACGUCAGUCUACCCUUCGGUUACGGUCGACGCACCUGCAUCGGGCGGAGGUUCGCCGAAUGCGAGCUGCAGAUUUUGCUAUCCAAGCUCUUCCGACGGUAUCACGUAGAAUAUAACUACGACAAAUUAACAUACAAAGUAAACCCAACGUACAUUCCCGAUAAGCCACUGAAAUUCAAACUAACCGAACGGAGCGACUGAGCGUUGUUUCACACUUUCGGCUUAGCCGGUUGGUCCAAGGAAUAGCAGCAACAGCAUCACUGUGUUUGAGCAAGAUUUGUACCAGAACGAAACCCAGUUUUACCAGUGUAUUGUGUAUAAAUUUGUGUAAUAAAAUGGAGGUACCUUCCACUUUGAGAUAAGGCAGAAA